Molecule: messenger RNA, 318 nt
Organism: Drosophila grimshawi
Lineage: Eukaryota; Metazoa; Arthropoda; Insecta; Diptera; Drosophilidae
Gene: mRpL34
Product: 39S ribosomal protein L34, mitochondrial
Exons: 2
Coding region: 34-279 (81 amino acids)
Biological process (GO): translation
Cellular component (GO): mitochondrial large ribosomal subunit; ribosome
Molecular function (GO): structural constituent of ribosome
Source: RefSeq, a predicted model, not a curated record
ACGGUUACACUACAAUCGCAAAACUUACUUAACAUGCUGCAAGGUUUCCUACAAAGAACGUGUCUCUCGGCGCUGAACACAGCUCAAACGCUGUUCGUGCGCCAGAAGCAUGCCUUCGAUCGUGCUGUGCUCAAGCCCAAGGUGCGCUGUCAUUUUCCCAAACCCCGCGAGGUGAAGCGCAUCAAUGUCCACGGCUGGGAGACGCGCAUGUCAACGCCGGAAGGACGCAGAGUGCUGAUGCGACGCAUCCUCAAGGGUCGACACGAUCUAUCCCACUAGUCUAAAAUAAUAAAAUAAACCAUUUCUUGUUAUAAUCAA